AUGUAUUAUUUAGGAAUUCCAACUACUCCAGCUGCAUCAAUUAUCACAUCUGACACUCUGGUUGAGCGUGACAUGUUUUAUACAGGUGAUAAUAUCACUGAAAAAGCCAGUAUAACUAGCAUAGUAGCUAAGACAUUCAUCAGGUUUGGAUCUUUUGAAAUAUCUAAGUCCCCAGAUCCAAUUACUGGGCGUUUCGGAUCAAGCGUUGGUAAUUUGACAAUUGUAUCACAACUUACUAAUUACGUAAUACAGCAAUUUUAUCCUCAUAUUUGGUCAGAAUAUUCAAAUGAUAUUAUUAAUUGUUAUAUGGAAUUCUUUAAAGAAACAGUGAAACGUACAGCUAACCUAGUCACUCUUUGGCAAACUGUUGGAUUUUGUCAUGGAAAAUUACCUUUCAAUUUGUUUUUUCCCCAUAAAAUAACCAGUGUAUUAAAUGCAGAUAAUAUGAGUAUUAUUGGCUUAACAAUUGAUUAUGGUCCAUUUGGUUUUAUUGAUCAGUUCACUUGGGAUCAUAUAUCGAAUACAUCAGAUCCAAAUGGACGUUAUUCAUAUGCUCAACAACCAAGUGUUUGUGCAUGGAAUUUAGCUCGUCUAGCUGAAUGUUUAAUUCAAGCAUUAAUUGAUCAACAGAAAUGUUCAUCUGAUAAAACAGCGAAUAAAGAAUGCAUAUUUGUUGAUAAUCUUUAA
Molecule: messenger RNA, 687 nt
Organism: Schistosoma margrebowiei
Lineage: Eukaryota; Metazoa; Platyhelminthes; Trematoda; Strigeidida; Schistosomatidae
Source: the annotation of a GenBank genome assembly